GAGUGCGCUCACCCCACCCCUCCCUUCCGCGGUCUCGGCCCCCACCCCGCGGGGCCCAGCCCCAGUCCCAGCCUCCGCCGGGCCUGUCCCGUGCGGGCCCGUGCCGCCUCUCAGCCGGCGACGCCCGGGACCGCCCGCCCGGCCGUCCGCCACCAUGGAGCUGGAGGAUGGUGUGGUGUACCAGGAGGAGCCCGGCGGCUCCGGGGCCGUGAUGUCAGAGCGGGUGUCCGGCCUGGCCGGCUCCAUCUACCGCGAGUUCGAGCGGCUCAUCGGGCGCUACGAUGAGGAGGUGGUCAAGGAGCUGAUGCCACUGGUGGUGGCGGUGCUGGAGAACCUGGACUCGGUGUUCGCGCAGGACCAGGAGCACCAGGUGGAGCUGGAGCUGCUGCGGGACGACAACGAGCAGCUCAUCACCCAGUACGAGCGGGAGAAGGCGCUGCGCAAGCACGCCGAGGAGAAAUUCAUUGAAUUUGAAGAUUCUCAAGAACAGGAAAAAAAGGAUUUACAGACUCGAGUGGAAUCUCUAGAAUCUCAAACAAGACAACUUGAACUCAAAGCAAAAAACUAUGCUGACCAGAUUAGCAGACUUGAAGAAAGAGAAGCUGAACUGAAGAAGGAAUAUAAUGCCUUACAUCAGAGACACACAGAGAUGAUCCAUAAUUAUAUGGAACAUUUAGAAAGAACAAAACUUCAUCAGCUCUCAGGGAGUGAUCAGCUGGAGUCUACAGCUCAUAGUAGAAUUAGAAAAGAACGCCCUAUAUCAUUAGGGAUUUUCCCAUUACCUGCUGGAGAUGGAUUGCUUACUCCUGACACUCAGAAAGGAGGUGAGACUCCAGGAUCAGAGCAAUGGAAAUUUCAGGAAUUAAGUCAACCACGUUCUCAUACCAGCCUAAAGGUCAGCCAUAGUCCUGAACUUCUGAAGGCUAUAGAACAGGAGGAUGAACUUUCUGAUGUUAGCCAAGGUGGAUCUAAAGCUACCACUCCAGCGUCAACAGCAAAUUCAGAUGUGUCAGCAAUUCCUCCUGACACUCCCUUAAAAGAAGAUAAUGAAGGAUUUGUGAAAGGCCCUGAUACACCACAUAAGUCCGAGAUAAACAAACAUAUUGAAAUACAGGUAGCCCAGGAAACUAGAAAUGCAUCUACAGGCUCUGCUGAAAAUGAAGAGAAAUCAGAAGUUCAAGCAAUCAUCGAAUCUACUCCUGAAUUGGAUAUGGACAAAGAUCUCAGUGGAUAUAAAGGUUCAAGCACUCCCACCAAAGGCAUAGAGAACAAAGCUUUUGAUCGCAAUACAGAAUCUCUUUUUGAAGAACUGUCUUCAGCUGGCUCGGGCCUCAUCGGAGAUGUGGACGAAGGAGCAGACUUACUAGGGGAAUAUUCUGACCAUAAUUUCUUUGGAAUGGGUCGUGAAGUUGAGAAUCUCAUACUAGAGAAUACACAACUGCUGGAAACCAAAAAUGCUUUGAAUGUAGUGAAGAAUGAUUUAAUAGCAAAAGUGGAUGAGCUGACCUGUGAGAAAGAUGUGCUACAGGGGGAAUUGGAGGCUGUGAAACAAGCAAAGCUGAAGCUAGAGGAAAAGAACAAAGAACUGGAAGAAGAGCUCAGGAAAGCUCGUGCAGAAGCUGAAGAUGCAAGGCAAAAAGCUAAAGAUGAUGAUGAUAGUGACAUUCCCACAGCCCAAAGGAAGCGGUUUACUAGAGUAGAAAUGGCCCGAGUACUCAUGGAGAGAAACCAAUACAAAGAGAGGCUAAUGGAGCUUCAAGAAGCUGUUCGGUGGACAGAAAUGAUCCGGGCAUCACGAGAAAAUCCAGCCAUGCAAGAAAAAAAAAGGUCAAGCAUUUGGCAGUUUUUCAGCAGACUUUUCAGCUCUUCAAGCAAUACAACAAAGAAGCCGGAACCACCUGUUAAUCUGAAGUACAAUGCACCCACGUCUCAUGUUACUCCUUCUGUUAAGAAAAGAAGCAGCACCUUAUCUCAGCUCCCUGGUGAUAAGUCCAAAGCCUUUGAUUUCCUUAGUGAAGAAACUGAGGCUAGUUUAGCUUCCCGCAGAGAACAAAAGCGAGAACAGUAUCGGCAGGUAAAGGCUCAUGUUCAGAAGGAAGAUGGUAGAGUGCAAGCUUUUGGCUGGAGUCUACCUCAGAAGUACAAGCAGGUAACCAAUGGUCAGGGAGAAAGUAAGAUGAAAAAUUUACCUGUGCCUGUCUAUCUCAGACCUCUAGAUGAAAAAGAUGCAUCCAUGAAGAAGCUGUGGUGUGCUGUUGGAGUCAAUUUGUCUGGUGGCAAGACCAGAGAUGGCGGUUCUGUUGUUGGAGCAAGUGUAUUUUACAAGGACAUUGCUGGUUUGGAUACUGAAGACAGUAAACAGCGAAGUGCAUCUCAGAGUAGUUUAGAUAAGUUGGAUCAGGAACUUAAGGAACAGCAGAAGGAGUUAAAAAAUCAAGAAGAAUUAUCCAGUCAAGUCUGGAUCUGUACCAGCACUCAUUCAGCUACAAAAGUUAUCAUUAUUGAUGCUAUUCAACCUGGCAACAUCCUAGAUAGCUUCACUGUUUGCAACUCUCAUGUUCUGUGCAUUGCAAGUGUCCCAGGAGCACGGGAAACAGACUACCCUGCAGGAGAAGAACUUUCAGAGUCUGGUCAGGUAGACAAAGCAUCAUUGUGUGGAAGUAUGACCAGCAACAGCUCAGCAGAGAUGGACAGCUUGCUGGGAGGCAUCACAGUGGUUGGUUGCUCCACAGAAGGGGUGACAGGAACUGCCACUUCCCCUAGUACCAAUGGUGCUUCUCCUGUGAUGGAAAGACCAUCAGAAGUGGAGGCAGAAAAUAGUGAAGUUGAUGAAAAUGUUCCAACAGCAGAAGAAGCAACUGAAGCUACAGAAGGCAAUGCAGGUGCCACUGAAGACACCGUGGACAUAUCCCAAACUGGUGUGUACACAGAACACGUGUUUACUGAUCCUUUGGGAGUUCAAAUCCCAGAAGACCUCUCCCCAGUGUUUCAGUCAAGUAGUGAUUCAGAUGUGUACAAAGAUCAAAUAUCAGUAUUGCCCAGUGAACAGGACCUGGUGAGAGAGGAAGCCCAGAAAAUGAGUAGUCUUUUACCAACAAUGUGGCUUGGAGCUCAGAAUGGCUGUUUGUAUGUCCAUUCGUCUGUAGCCCAGUGGAGGAAAUGUCUCCAUUCCAUUAAGCUUAAAGACUCGAUUCUCAGUAUUGUACACGUAAAAGGGAUUGUGUUAGUGGCCCUGGCUGAUGGCACCCUUGCAAUCUUUCACAGAGGAGUUGAUGGUCAGUGGGACCUGUCAAACUACCACCUCUUAGACCUUGGACGCCCUCACCAUUCCAUCCGGUGCAUGACUGUGGUUCAUGACAAAGUGUGGUGUGGCUAUAGGAACAAAAUCUAUGUGGUUCAGCCAAAGGCUAUGAAGAUAGAGAAAUCAUUUGAUGCACACCCCAGGAAGGAGAGCCAAGUACGGCAGCUUGCCUGGGUAGGUGAUGGCGUGUGGGUCUCCAUUCGUUUGGAUUCCACACUCCGUCUCUAUCAUGCACACACUUACCAACAUCUACAAGAUGUGGACAUUGAGCCUUAUGUAAGCAAAAUGUUAGGUACUGGGAAACUGGGCUUCUCAUUUGUGAGGAUAACAGCUCUUAUGGUGUCUUGCAAUCGUUUGUGGGUGGGAACAGGAAAUGGUGUCAUUAUCUCCAUCCCAUUGACAGAAACCGUAAUCCUCCACCAGGGACGCUUACUGGGGCUGAGGGCAAAUAAAACCUCAGGAGCACCAGGUAAUCGUCCUGGAAGUGUGAUCCGUGUAUAUGGUGAUGAAAACAGCGAUAAAGUAACUCCAGGGACAUUUAUACCCUACUGUUCAAUGGCACAUGCACAGCUUUGCUUCCAUGGGCACCGGGAUGCUGUGAAAUUCUUUGUUGCAGUCCCAGGUCAAGUCAUUAGUCCACAAAGUGGCAGUAGUGGCACAGAUCUAACAGGUGACAAAACAGGACCAUCUGCACAAGAGCCCAGCAGCCAGACACCCUUGAAGUCUAUGCUUGUCAUCAGUGGAGGAGAAGGCUACAUUGACUUCCGGAUGGGUGAUGAAGGUGGAGAAUCUGAACUCCUUGGAGAGGAUCUUCCACUGGAACCUUCCGUCACCAAAGCAGAAAGGAGUCACUUGAUAGUGUGGCAAGUGAUGUACGGCAGUGAGUAAGCUGUAAGGACAGGUGGAAAUGGGGAGCUGGCUUUUCUGCAUGGCUUAUUUUCCCUUUUCCCCCUUAUUUAAUGCUCUUUUUGUGAAAGACAUUUCACCACAUAAUGUAUGAGCAUUUUUUUCCUGUUAACUUUAUAUUACAAAAUCUGUUCUGUGGUAACAAUACAGAAGAACAAGCUAAUUUACUGCACCAGUGUUAAUAGGCAAUUUCAGUGUAUCAUGAAAAAAUCAAGAAAUGUUUACUUUCUGCAAACUGGUGAAUUAUAGAAAGCCAUCCAGAUGUGGUUUACUCUGCCAUAGUCUAAUGUCACUCACUUCAUUGAUGGAGUCACUUUUUAGCUGUCACUAAUAAUGGAAAAAACUUAAUAGAUGAAACUGUACCAUGAAGUACAAUAGCAGUUUUCCCCAGUGUAUUAUAAAACUGACACACACUAAUAACAGAUGGAUUAUCAGGAUUUAUCUAAAUGUCCCAAGAGGGCUAAAAGCUAACUGUAAAUUGCUUUCACUUUCAAAUCUGAAAAAUCUCGUUUAUAUGCUAUAUGAAACUUUGUUUUCAUCAGAUUGGGGGGGUUUUAUAUUAAAGAAAUUAAGGCUACACUAUUUAAAUAAAAAUUUCUUGUUCAUGUCUCAUUAGAACUCUAAAGUUUAUGAAGCCUGCUUCUCUAAAUAUUCUGGUUUGGAUUUUUUUUUUCCCAAGACCAGUUUUAUUCAUUUUCAUACAUGUUAAAGAAUGUUAUUUAAAGCUUGGGAAAUAUUCUGGGAAGCUUAGAGGACACGUCAGUCCUAGAAGAAUGUUUGAAAAGGAAAUUGUGUUUUGCAUUCCUGUACUAGAGGUUGGUGGUAGUUGACUCAGUUUUUUUCCAUGGAAAAAAUUGUACAUGUUAGCCAAAUAUUCCUGGGCUGCUCUUACCUCUUAAUGAGGGUAAAACUGUAGUGGUCAUGAAUUUGGCCUAAUCAGCUGAAUGCAGAAUGGUUGGGAAAGUUCUUUUGUUUUGUUCUGUAUAAAACUACCAAACCGCUAACACUCACUUGGCAUUUUGGAUGUAAAUAACACAUUUAAGCUUUUACACCCUUGUAAGCUUAAAAUACCAUCUUCAAAGGGAAAUGCUGUGAAGGGAAUAAGACAAAGCCAAGAUUCCGAAUAAGACAGGGUCAACAUUAUAUCUUUUCACUCACAGAAUGUAUUUUACAAAGUGGAUUAGAGUCUAGUUUUAACUAAUAUUCUUUUUAAAAACCACAAUGCUAUAGACUUUUUCCCCUCUCAAGCUUCCUGAAAAUGUAUGAUUUACCAUUUCUUAUCCACUACUCUAAGCAAUGUUAAAUUUAGUUUUAUGUGUUGUUUUUAGGAAACAGGUCUUCCAGUUAUUAGAAGGACCACUUCAAAGACAGAGCAAACACAGGUCUCAUUGUCUAAGCAUUCUUGAGUACCAGGGAUUUUUUUCCAGAUUAUAUACAAAGAUAUCUGUAAAAAAGUGUUAUCAGUGACUUAUGCGUAGACUGUAUGCGUAUGGCUAGACCAUAAAAUACAUGGGACUUAAUGAGCCUGGGAAGCUUUUGCAUCCAUUUGGCCAUACCUGUCAAUCAUCACCUUGGUACAACAUAAAACUGGCCACUGUAUGUUAUAAAAGAAAAACCCUUGUUUUGUAAAAGCUAUAUACAGAAUAAUUUUUUGCUUGAGCUACUUAGUCACUUUCCUUGAGGGCACAAAACCUAUACUACUUCUCCAUAGCUUAUUUGCUAUGUCUUUGUUUUAAAUCUAACUCAUUUUUGUCAAUAUUUUUAAACUAUUAAACAUUUAUUGGAAAUGUAAAAAUUCUUAAGGAGACACCAAAGUGUUUGAGAAUUUUAAUUCCAAGAAGUGUUCCAGAAUCAAACUUCGUUGUCAUUGUUCAGAAGGUUUUUUGUUUUUUGUUUUUUGUUUUUUUUCCCGGUCUUUUAAAGACAGGGUCUCCCUGUAGCCCCAGCUGUCCUGGAACUCGCUAUGUAGACCAGGCUGGCCUUAAACUCACAGAGAUCCGCCUGCCUCUGCCUCCCAAGGGCUGGGAUUAAAGGCGUGCGCCACCACUGUUCAGAAGUUUUUUACAUGCUUGUGUGACUCAGUGUCAUUUAGAAAAUCAGAAGCUAAAGAAACAUGCAAACAUGUUAAAGUGGUUAUAAUUGUUUCUUUUAAGCUUAAUGGCUUUGACUUCACAAAAUAUGGGUGUGUGGUUAUUUUAGCUAAAGACAGAUUUUCUGUGGCCCUGUUAACUAAUUUCAAGAACUAGAAAAGGCAAAAACACCUGUAAAAUUUGUUUUAAAGUCUAUGCUUACAUUUAUAAUGUCAGUUCAAUAUUUCUACAGAUGCUCCUCUUCCUUAUUCACCCUAUAAUACAUUUUUUGUUGUGUGAUGUUUAUUUCCAUCAAAGUAACCUUUGGAAGAACUAUCAGAAUGUAAGCUUCUCACAAACAGCUUAGGGAUGUAUACUGCCAUAGCCACCAAGUCAUGGGCAGAGUGGAGGCUUGAAUGCCUCAGAGGGUGGGCUCCCUAUGUUUAAAAGAUUUAUGGGAAGACAUCAAGGUGCUGAGAAAUGUCACUUUGUUACAUUUAGGUUAUGUAUGAGGCUGAACCAUGUGAAAUGACCAACCUGCAGCCUUUGCUGAGCUAUAAAAAUAGCAGCAGCAUAUGCCUCAGCCUGUCACUAGUAAGUGCAGAUUAAAAUCUCCAUGAGGCAAAGGGAGAAUAUGUUCUAGGAACUCAGUUUUGAGAAUAUUUUUCUCUAACUCAUGAAUCUAAACUGUUAAAAUAGUAAUGAAUCUCUUCAAAGUUGCAGCUUUCUGAGCAUUUAAAACAGAACAUGCAGCACAUGACUUUUCAGAUGAAAUGUGUUUGCAUUGAGAAGGUAAAAUACACUGAGUUAGGCAUUGCUCACUUCCUGGAAAGUGUUCCUAAAUUUGAGAAGAGACCACUUAACAUAUGCUGCCUUUGUAACAAAAUAAGGGAUCUCACAACAUUAACCAUCCUAAAAAGAACGUGUCUUGCAAAUGCCAUGGAAAUGAUUAUUUAUUUCCUAGUGAGUAUUAUGACUGUUACCAAAGGACUCAACCAGAUUUUGGGCUCUUCUCAACUGAUCAUGUUGGGAAAGGGACUCAUUUGGUCCCACUUUGUUACAUGGAAGAGAAGGAAAUAAAAGUAAAUGUUGAAAUCAUAAAUGCUUUUCUAACAGGGUUCUGCUGUUCUGUAACACUCAAUGUCUUUUUCUCUUAAAGUGAAAUUUUAAUAAUUUGUCCUUUAUUUCUCAAUAUUUGAACAUAUUUUAACUGUUUGUUCUAAAUUUGUUUUUGUCCUAGACAUCUUAUCCAGAACUUUAUUUGCCUCGUAAAAUUGGGUUCUAGAGUGUCCCAUUUACUGUCUCUUAGAGGCUGAGGCUUUGUUUCUAUGAGCAAAAAGCUCAUUUAGCAAUGUAGUUAUUUCAGUAUUUAUUUCUAUUAUGGAAUCCCUGGGGUUCAGAAUGUAACUUUGUACAUGAAAUAUAUAUAAAUAUGUAUAUGAAACAUGUA
Messenger RNA from Nannospalax galili (Upper Galilee mountains blind mole rat), 7726 nucleotides. RefSeq names its product sperm associated antigen 9 (gene Spag9). The record is from RefSeq and is a predicted model, not a curated record. NCBI's taxonomy places the organism in Eukaryota, Metazoa, Chordata, Mammalia, Rodentia, Spalacidae. The coding region runs from base 155 to 4189 and encodes 1344 amino acids. Gene Ontology annotation, biological process: vesicle-mediated transport. The transcript is spliced from 33 exons. Gene Ontology annotation, molecular function: signaling receptor complex adaptor activity; kinesin binding; JUN kinase binding. Gene Ontology annotation, cellular component: cytoplasm.